Molecule: messenger RNA, 1547 nt
Organism: Radiomyces spectabilis
Lineage: Eukaryota; Fungi; Mucoromycota; Mucoromycetes; Mucorales; Radiomycetaceae
Exons: 10
Coding region: 46-1395 (449 amino acids)
Biological process (GO): protein K63-linked deubiquitination
Cellular component (GO): membrane; endosome
Molecular function (GO): protein binding; metal-dependent deubiquitinase activity; K63-linked deubiquitinase activity
Source: RefSeq, a predicted model, not a curated record
GCGUUUUCCACCAACAUUAUACUGCCGACUGGGUUCACCAAAGCCAUGGCGCAAAGACCCCAAUCAACGACCGAGUUGAAUGCGUUGGCGGCCAUUCAAUUCGAUUCAAAAACACCUAUACGACUCUACUUUCGCUCGGCCGAUCUUCUUAUCAAGCAAGCUCGUGUCUACAAAGCAGAAAACGAUCUUCGUCAUGCCUAUAUAUUGUACAUGAAGUACACCAAUCUGGGCAUUAACGAAUUGCCAAAGCAUGCCGAAUACAAACGAAGCGAGAACAAACCGGCCAUCAAAGUUAUUCGACAGAAUUGCCUUGAAGCAUUGAAUGCACUGGAGACCAUGAAACCGGUUUUGGAUGCCGAGUAUCGCGCUUAUGAGAAAAGAGUUCAGGCCGCUAAAGAAGCCGUCAAACGAGAACCACCGCCGGCAACCUCAGAUGAAGGCACUGUCACAGAAGCUCAACGUGAAUGGUCACUUCAAGAAGCGCUCAAAGGAGUUGCUGGGGUGGGAUAUGAUACAAGUUGUCGGUCGGGUUCGGUACCUACUGCAGAUCAUCGAGACCAACCGAGAUACGCUUCAGCAAUUCAUCCAAAUCGAAGUGACGGAUUUUCGUAUCAUGCAAGUCCAUUGGCAAGUAUGCGACAGGGGCCCGUGUCACCGGGUCCAGUGGAUCGAUUCGAAGGAGCGCCUCUUUUGCCUCCAAAGCCUUCCUUUCAAUCCCCUGCUCUUCCUCCGAAAAUUGCCUUGUCGAAUGACGCGCCAGCAUUACCGCCCAAGAUCAAACUGGAAGAACCAGUAUUACCGACGCCUUCCAUUUCGGAUACGGCGCCUUCCAGUGGAGCUACGACGGAACGGGGAGAGCCUUUACGCACAUUGCUUGUUCCAGAGUCAUUGCAUCAGCGGUUUCUUCGUAUCGCUCAGCCAAAUACCAGCAAAAAUAUAGAAACAUGCGGUAUUCUCGCUGGCACUUUGAAAAACAAUAUCCUAAAAAUCACGACCCUCAUUAUACCCAAGCAGAUCGGCACGUCCGAUACAUGCACGACCGAAAACGAAGAAGAGUUGUUUGAGUUUCAAGAUAAACGCGAUUUGCUCACUUUUGGCUGGAUUCAUACCCAUCCAACCCAGUCAUGUUUCCUUAGUUCCGUCGAUUUACAUACACACUGUUCAUAUCAGCUCAUGUUACCCGAAGCGAUUGCUAUUGUAUGCGCGGUCACCAAGAAACCAAAUUUUGGUAUAUUCCGACUGACGGAUCCUCCCGGUCUGGACGUCAUUAGCACUUGUCAGCAACCGAGUGCUUUCCAUCCGCAUCCGGAUGUGCCCAUCUAUACUGAUGCACAUGGUUUGGGUCACGUCAAAGUGAAGGAUUACCACCUUGAAAUUGAGGACCUCAGAACAUGAUGAUAUUAUUUUUUUCUUAUAUUUUAUCGCCGCUUUCAUUUUUCCCCCAUCUGUAAAUAUACCUGAUGCGAGCGAAAGACACUAUUCUUUAUUUAUAUAUUAUCUUUUUGUAAUUCAGAAAGAAACAGCAAACUCAAAAGUAACAACAGCUU